Molecule: messenger RNA, 387 nt
Organism: Funneliformis geosporum
Lineage: Eukaryota; Fungi; Glomeromycota; Glomeromycetes; Glomerales; Glomeraceae
Source: the annotation of a GenBank genome assembly
AUGCAAAGAAAAUUGGCCGAACUACUUUCUUUGUUGAAAGAUAAAUAUCUGUUUCAUGAUGAAACAAACAAAAAUAUUCUGUAUAAUCAUGAGAUUGAGAGAUUUGCCAAACUUUAUCAUAUUACCAAUUUUUGCCUUGUGCUUUCAUGUUAUGAUUCAUUUUUUUGGUUAAAAGAUCCUAAUAGCGGUCUCGAGGAAAAUCUUUGCUACAUUGAAGAAUACACACUUAAAUUGAUACCAGUAAAAAAAGCUAAUGAAGAAGCUGAAAAAUGGUAUGAAGAAAAUAAACAUACUACAACUACAUUUGUGGUAACUGAUGAAUUACUAAAACCAUUAGAAGAAAAAAAGAAAGGAUCCAAUAAAGAUGAGAAACAAAAGAAGCGAUGA